UUUUCUGCGUAUAAAUAUAGUCGACAAGUGUUUAACAUUGACUGAGUAAGUGACAGCAAAAUGAUGCUUGGUGUGAUAAAACAGGCAGUGCCAGUGACUCUAUGUAACAUAAGUCAGUGAAAUUGGACGCAUGUUAGCGGAAUUUCUAAAUUAAUAAUACUGAAGAUGUUAAAAAUAAAAUAGCACGAAUUUAAACUGUAACGUUUUAUAAAAGUGCGCCUAAAAAUAAAGCAAAAACAAUUGUGUGUUUUAUGGUUUUGUGAAAAUGUAUCUUGCAGUGUGGUGCCCUCGUGUGGUAGCUCGAAAUAUGAUCAGGACCGCAAGAGUUUCAACAUGGCUCCUUAGCAACCAGACGCUCCUGCCUGGACACAGACUGAUUGCCUAACGUUACUGAACUCAGAUGGGCCACAUAGUUUGUGUUUGAGCAGAAGUACGCCGGUAUCAUGUAAUUCGCCGUGGAAAAUUGUGUUAAUUUUGUCUGCCAUGCAAGGGUUAAUUUAAAAUAUUAAUGUAUCUUAUUACUGCCAUUCAUGGCACUUAACUGGCGUGAGCGAACAGUUCCAACAUCUGCGCCUAUCGUUAGCUAGCUAGCUGGUAAGUUAGCAUGAAUGUGUGGCGACAUUCAGUGUGUGUGUUACCGGACUAACCUCAGCUAUCUGUUGCCAUACUUACCCUCUCUGGCAGCAUAUAUUCAUUACAGACAAAUUAAAUACUUUGCUUAGCGUUUUCUUAGCUGCAGUACAUUUCAAGGCAGAAAAGUUAUGAUGCAGAGUGAGAAACAAAAACACCGAGGUGAUGAGGAGGUGGUCAAAGAACUGUGCAUGGCCAAUGGAGUGUCCUAUGAAAAAAUUGCACAAGAAGGAAGCAAUGUCAGCUCCCUGGAGAUCUUCUUCUCUGGUUUUCCCCGCAUGGUUGGGCUUUCCUUCUUCCCAGGGCUCUGCCAGCUUACCAUAGUGGGACAGAAUAUAAAACACAUUGAAGGACUUGAGUGCUGUCCUCUGCUUCGGGAGCUCUGGGUAGUCCAGUGCCAUCUGACAGGAAUAUCAGGACUACAGAAUUGUUCCCAACUAGAGAAACUCCACCUUUAUGAUAAUCAGAUCUGUGAAAUAAAGAAUUUAGAAUUGCUGAUCAACCUAGAAGUCUUGUGGCUCAACAACAACUGCAUAACUCAGAUACAGGGCUUGAACACGCUUCAAAAUCUCAAAGAACUCAACCUUGCUGACAACAAUAUUGAAAAGAUUGGGUAUAGCCUUGAUCCUAAUGUCAGCCUUCAGAAUCUUAAUCUGUCUGGGAACAAGAUCAACUCUUUUAAGGAGCUGACUUUGCUCGCCCGCUUACCCUAUCUGAGAGAACUGGCACUGAAGGACCCCACCUCAACCCCAAACCCAGUGUGUCUGCUGUGUAACUACGCCACACAUAUUCUUUACCACAUGCCAGGCCUCCAGCGACUUGACACCUAUGACGUCUCGAGCAAGCAAGUCAAGGAAGCAGCUGAGUCCACAGUAAUGAAGAAAAUGAUGUACUACAACAUGCGUGUACACACUGCUAAGAGGAACCUGGCAGAGAUCCGGCUCAGUCUGAUAGAGAGGAAGAGAACUAUGUUACAGUUACCUGAAGAAUGCAUCAAAACUCUCAAUCAUGCCCUCAAAAGUCUUGAACGUGAGCUCUCCAAGGUGCCGGCUAGUUGUAAGAAGUCUGCCUGCACGUUGGAGGACGAAUCGACCCACCUGGUUGAAGGUUCAGCCGACAGAAGUGACCCGACCACUGACAUCAGUCGCGAUCCCGCCAUGGAGCACAAAAUACUCAGCAAGAUUGAAGCACUGAGGGAGAGACUGGUGCAAUGGACAAGGAGGCUGAAUGAGAUUGAAGCUUGGUAUGUGCAGGAAUUGAUGCAAGCCACUAACACGAUAGAAUAUACUGUCAAGUUUCUGUUGAUGGAGCUAGAAAGUGUUGGAAAUAUUCGUUUGGAAGAAGGCUGCUCCACAGACCCUUGGUUUACUUCCUGUUGCGACCUCCUGCAUUCCCGCUUCUCUCAAUCAGACUUUAAGGUUCACAGCAUCGCUGGGAUUAAGGUCAACAGAGUUGUCCGCAUCCACAACAGUGCUUUGAGGCUUCGCUUUGAGGACAAACUUCACACCCUUCAAACCAGCGAAGAGUCUGCUAUGUCUUCACACAGGAAUUACAGACGUCGACUGGAGCACUUGUUCUACAUAGCUGACCCUGAAAAAAAUAGGGAGGAAGAUAUUUUGUGCAUUCUAGAGGAAGGCUUCAAAACAACUGAACAGUAUAAGGCCUCGGAAAGAGAGGGUGCGAUACCUUUAUCCAAUAGCCUGAGUGUGACUGAACAGCCCAGAAUUGAACACACACUGUGCCAGGUCAGCCAAGGUGAUUCCAAGCACAGUAUGGACACAAUCCCUUUCAGGCACGGUCAGAUUAUUGUUUCCAAAGUGUUUGUGGGACACAGCACUCCCAUCCGAGAGGGAGACCAGUUGGACAGAAGCAGAUAUCCCAGAGCCUACUCUGUAUAUCGCAAUGUGGACACUAAGCACAGAACUGCAAUAAGUGAAGAGAGACCGCAUUCCACAAAAAUACACACUGGUCCUGAGUGCACUCCCAGAAGAAGACAGUGGUUUGUGUUUGACCAUGAGCUUGUCCUACCUGAGUACAUCAUUUAUUUUGAAUACAUCACAAGGGAUAAAGAGCAACCACACAGCACAGGCAGAGAUGGUACUCCGUCCAAUGAUAUCAUCCUAGACAGAGAAGUCCUCAACAUGGAACCUGUGCUGAAACCACAGCCCAAGUUGUUGAGCUUGGAUGACAAAAUUCUGCUUAAUGUGGCCAGAGCCAAUGUCCUCAGUCAAAUCACUGUGCUGAACCUUCAUGGCAACAGUCUGAGUAAAAUAAAGGAGGUUUCCCGCCUCACAGGUCUGCGGCAUCUUACCAUCAGCUUCAAUGAGUUCACACACCUGGAUGACAUUUCUCACAUGCCGAACCUUGAGUUUUUGGAUGCUAGCUAUAAUCGCCUAGUGACCCUAGAGGGGCUGAGGAGGUUGGGACAGCUCAAACAGCUCGACCUGCGCUGGAACAAGUUAACCAAUGCCAGAGAGGAUACGGCUGUGCUGAGAAAACACACACCUGCUCUGCUGAAGCUUGACACCCGGUACAAUCCCUGGAACAGGUCCAAAGCAGUCAGAAUGACCAUACUGGGCCAUCUAACUACUCUCACACACCUGGACAAUGUAAUGGUAGCAGAGGAGGAGGCUGCUUACGCUGUUCAGAUGGCUGCUGGAUCUAAAAUUAACCAGGCUUCUCUUCAGGCUUGCUCGCGUACCGAGAGUGAGCGACCUCGCAGUCUCAGCCUGCUGUCAACAGCCCAGCUCCUAUGUCUUCUCAGCCCUGCACCCUGGGCCCUCUACCGAGAGCUGGAGCUAGACUGGACUGCAAAGAUCACUGCCCUGAACCUUGACAGCCAGAGGAUUUCCAAACUGAUCAAUCUGAAUAAGCUGGUCAACCUUCGCUGGGCUUCCUUUAAUGAUAAUGACAUUUCUAAAGUGGAGGGUCUUGACAGCUGCUUGCAGCUGGAGGAGCUUUCCCUCAAUAACAACAGCAUAAGCACACUCAAUGGCCUAUCAAAACUGCAUUGCCUUAAUAAACUGAGUGUAAAUUGGAAUCAGUUGUCUAGUCUGGACGCCUCAGUCCUCGAUCAGCUGCCCAACCUGACCUUUCUGUCUAUGGAAAACAACUGUAUCACUUCCCUGCAUGGCAUCCAAAGAGUUCGCUCCCUUCUUGAGCUCUACAUCGGCAGCAACCAAAUUUCUACCUCACGAGACAUCUACUAUCUGAAGGGAUUGACAAACCUCAUUAUUCUGGAUCUUUAUGGGAAUCCUUUAGUGGAGAAACUGGAAAACUAUCGGAUUUAUGUCGUGUUCCACCUACCCUCCCUAAAAGCUCUGGAUGGCAUUGCAGUGGAGGUAACUGAAUGUGAAAGUGCAAAGGAUAUGUUUGGAGGAAGACUAACACCUGACAUGGUAGCAGAGAAGCUCGGCCACUCAAACUACACAGACAUCACCUACCUCACUCUGCAGUCCUGCUCCAUUAGGAUGGUUGACCUGUCUCCAGCAGACCUGUUCUGUAGCCUGCGCAGUGUCAACUUAGACCACAACAACCUCACCUCUUUCUCAGGCCUCAUUUAUCUGCCCAACAUCAAAGCUCUGUGUCUGAACUACAACCACAUUGAAUCCAUCCUGCCCAGACAGAAGACACAGGCUCCUCUGACAAAUAGACAGAUACUUUACAGCAAGGUUCACUCCAGUGGUUACGGCCAACAGAGCCCGUCCAAAGGCAAAGGGGAAACUGGGCCCACUGGCAGUCUGGAGCCACUGAUGGGCAGCCUGGAGGUGCUGCAUUUGAGUCACAAUGGCAUCUCCAAUAUGACCAAUCUGCAGCUCAGCAGGCUCACCAAUCUUAAAGCACUCUUCCUUCAAGGUAAUGAGAUCAGCCAGGUGGAAGGAUUGGAGGGGCUUCACCAGCUCAGAGAGCUUGUGUUAGACAGGAACCGGAUCAAAGCUCUGGCCGAUAACUCUUUCAUAGCCCAGAAUGUCCUGCUAGAACUGCACCUAGCAGAAAACCGGAUCCGGGAGCUCAACUAUCUAGAUCCUUUGACUGAGCUCCGCAAGCUCUUUCUUGGAAUGAACAAGCUGCAGGACAUCACAGAGCUUGACAAACUAGAAGUUCUUCCUUCACUGACAGAGCUCUCUGUAAUUGGCAAUCCUGUGGCCAAAAAUUCUCUCCACAGGCAAGCAGUAGUGCUCCGUCUGUCCCAGUUACAGGUCCUGGACGGAGUGAUGGUCACCUUGGAGGAGAGGACCAGGGCUGAACUCCUCACUGCUGAUCCAUCACCAUGCUCCCAAUGCCCUGGAUCUUCUCUUCCUACCACUGAAAUAAACCUACCGGGACUGCUACCCCUCAUGCCUCGAAACACCCCACUAAGAGGAAUGACUAUGAGUGGAGGACUACAUAGCUUUUUGCAUGGGCAUGAUAUCCUGCCAAGUAGCGUGGACGAGGCCCAAUCUCAUUACACUUACAAGUACAAGAAGCACAAGCCUGGAAAUGCUGUUCGUAGCGGCCACGCUGACAUUCCCUUUAGACACAUUCGAAGAACAGGAAGCAACCUGCCAACCACAGGUCUCCUUCAUGAUGGGAACAGAGUCAUCAUCACGUAUCCCAGCCAGGAGCAAGACAGCAGAUUUCCAAAUGGUGGCAAACCUCCACCCAUGUAGCAGUAGAAGAGAUGGAGCAUACACUGGUGAAAGGAUGAGAGGUUUUGGUGUCAUUUCUGCUGCUAUCCCAUCCUUGGCCCCAAACAAGUGAAAAAACACCCACAGAUGUAAGAGCGUGUGUGACUGGCAUGCUGCUUCCAUGGGGUCAAAUGCAUCCCCAACAAGUGGAUAAUCCAUAUUUAGCACACCUCUCUCUGGACAAUAAUCUGCAGUCACUCAGAUAAAAAUGUAAUCUUGAAUAAGGUCCAAAAUGGAUUUCAGAGAUUGUCAGUUUCAUCAUGUUAGCCUCUUUUCGAAAAGCCCACCACAGUUUUGACUAAUAGGCAAAUCUCGUGUGUAACUGGAAAUGAAUCUACUCUACUUGAUAUUUAUGAUGUCAGUUCUGCUGAACAUGUGAUUAUAAUCCUUCCUGUCUUCCUGUCAGUUUAGUCUAGUAGUCCUGUAGUUAACAAAAACAGCAGUCUGAGCCUUAAAUGAGGAGGAUACAGCCUAUAUUAUGUGAUCUAAAACAUUUUAAUUCUGGGAACUCUAAAGACAAGGCAAACUAAUAAUUGUAUGAUUAAAAACCUGUGUGAAAAGAUUUAGAUAGGGCAUCUGUUUCCAUCAAACAACCUCGACAUAAAUGUUAUAGCAGAGAAAGAACACCUUGCUCACCGUCAUUGUGCAGACCUUUUGUUAUCUUUCUCAACAUCUUCUUGUAAAGUUAAAUUUUUUUUUUUAUUGAACUUGAGACCUGUACUUUUUUAUAAUACAUAACCCUUAAAAAACACAACAAACAUAAUUAAAUUGGGACCAAGGUUUGGGAAAUAUAUGCCGAAAUUGUAAACAACAGAAAAGAGUUAAUUUUUACCAAGAUCACCCUUCUCAAAGGACAUUACUUUAAAACCAUUGAUGCCAGAAGCAGCAACAUUUUCUGUCAUGUUUCUUCCACCAUCCUGAACUCUGGGCUUUAUGGAGCAGUGGUGGUAAUGUCACCACUAGGUGUCCUUAGAGCUCCAUUAGCUCCCCCUGUACGACACCACUAAUCCGUCCUCAAUGAAUUUACCAUUUGCCCUGUAAGGAGUAGUUUAUCAGUCGAAGGCGGAUACCAUACAUGUGUGGAUGCUUUAGUUUUGUGUUCCCUGCCUGUGUGGCCUUUGCUGAACAUGUGAGGCAACAGCAAGCUCUAGGCAGCAAAAGUGAAAAGCUCUCCCCAAACAAGCUCCUCUAAUGCAUGUACUUAACUUCACUUAAUUUGAGUUAAUUCCCAGCAUUAAGCGGGGCUAAUGACUGUGCAAGUGAGUGCACUGUCAUUACCUUGCUCUGUCUGACAUCAAAUGGCUGCUGAUGGACUCACAUUAAAAAAGAAAAAAAAACUCUAAUGCACAGAUUUGGGGGCUCAGUAAGAGCUCACUUGCAAAGGAUAAUUACACAUUUUAUAUUUGUGUACAGUAUGUGUAAUAUGGAUAUGUUAGAAAUAUAACUGUUUUAAUGCAAUUGUAUGUCUGUGUAUAGUGUUUAUAGUGAGCAUAACACUUCAUACAGUAUGUUGAAGUUUGCAUAUCUGUCAGUAUUUUUAACGUUAAAAUGACAUUAGCAUAAAGAUUGUGAAUAAUUCAUCAGUCCUGAGUGAACCCAGAUGCACUGCUCUCUCGGUCUAUCUCUCUCCCUCUCUUCGCUCCUCCAUGUGAGUAGACCACAUGGUUUGUAGCUGGUUUAAUGGGAUGGAAUGUGACAGGUUAUGUUUUCAUCUGCCUGAUAUGGAGCCUGGCUCAGGCGGGAGGGGGGGGGGAAGAGGGGAAAGUGAGUUGGUCUCUACAGUUGUAGUCCGGAUUCAUAAUUAGACAUGUUUGUGCUUGUCGUGAAUCAGUUAUAGAUGAUGCUCUUUCUCCCAUCCCCACUAACACACACACACACACACGGAAAAACACAUGCUCUGUAUGGGGCCAUUACUUCUGGUCCACUAACUCUCUACAUUUGCUGUGUCUGUGCAUUCAGAGCACCAUUAGUCCAAGACUCUGUGAAUAAUUGCUGAAUGGACCAUGUUUUCACUGCUAUCAGGUUCCAGUGUUGGUUGAUGUUGUGAGUGAAGUGAGAGGGAUGAGGACAUUUAUUGAUGUUUGAUGCUGAAAAUAAUGCUGCAUCUUGUGCAAUGCUCAUUGAAGUAUUAUGCGCCGAAUGUGUAAUGGAUAAACAACAUUAAACUCCACGUGCAUUACUUAUUUACCAGCUCUUAUUAACUUAAGAAGUGCUUUGGUAAAGGUUACAAUUACAUCAACAUCGCCACUUGACUUGGAAUUGCUGUUGAAAAAAACAUUUCUUCACAUUUGGCUGCUGAUGGCGAACAAAUUCAGAUAAUGAAAAUAUAAAUUAUUUUGUUUUCAAAAGGUGCAUAUUAUGUCCCAGAGUUAAUUUUUCAUCCCUACAAAUACGUCAUCUAUUCAAAAACAAUCUUGCUAUAUUGCUUCUCUUGAAAUCUGUCAUUAAGUUAUUGUUGUUGUUUGUCAUUUUCCUGUAAUUUGUUUCCUGUGAGGCUCCCUAAAAUAAAGAAUGAAUGGAGAGCGAGGAAAUACAGAUAAAAGAAUGUAGCGAGAGUGACAAUUAGAAUGAAAAGGAAAAAUGCUUUUAUUUUGUGUAGAUAUUUUGCGUGAAAGCCCGCUUCACAUAAGCAUUAAAUCUUAACUGCUUUUCAUUUCUGGACUUGCCUUCACAUAAGCAUUAAAUCUUAACUGCUUUUCA
Perca fluviatilis (European perch) is the source of this 7997-nucleotide messenger RNA. Its product is annotated as pecanex-like protein 4. Bases 762 to 5279 code for a protein of 1505 amino acids. The transcript has 33 exons. The record is from RefSeq and is a predicted model, not a curated record. Gene Ontology annotation, cellular component: membrane. Gene Ontology annotation, molecular function: protein binding. NCBI's taxonomy places the organism in Eukaryota, Metazoa, Chordata, Actinopteri, Perciformes, Percidae.